UUUCACAGCGUAUCCCUUCUCAUACAGCAGCUGUAUCUUAUCAUUUCUCUGCGUAUAUAUAUUGCGCGCGCGAAUUCCACCUCUGCUCUCUCUCUCUCUUCUGCAGCCCAAGCAUUCGAGAGCCAGCAUUAGAAAUGCUGCGAGCGAGAGCGAGAGCGAUGGCAGCUCUCCCUCUAUUCUCCUUUGUCAACCCUAAUUUAUGCAAACCCUUCUAUCUCUCAUUCCCUUCUUCCGACCUUCAUCACAGACCCUUGAAAUCUAUAAAUAGCCCCAAAGCCCUCUCGAUUUCUUCUUCUUCAAAGCCCCUUCAAUCUCCUCUCUCUCCAAUCCCCAAUCGCGAUCUCGCACCCUACCUCUCGUGCUCUAUGCCCGAGAAGUGCCUGAGAAUUGCCGUUCUUCUUAGUGGCGGUGUCGACAGCAGCGUUGCGCUCCGUCUCCUCCAUGCUGCUGGGCAUUCGUGCACUGCGUUCUACCUCAAGAUCUGGUUUCAGGAAGACUUUGAAAACUUCUGGUCAGCAUGCCCAUGGGAUGAAGAUCUGAAGUAUGCAAAAGAAGUUUGUGAUCAGAUUCAAGUGCCUUUGGAAGUCGUGCAUUUGACAGAUGAGUACUGGAACCAUGUGGUGUCUCACAUUAUUGCUGAGUAUCGAUGUGGGCGUACUCCUAAUCCAGAUGUUCUUUGCAAUACAAGAAUCAAGUUUGGUGCUUUCAUGGACAUCAUCAGCAGUAUGGAAUUUGACUAUGUUGCUUCUGGACAUUAUGCACAUGUGAUUCAUUCAUCUCCAGAGCAAGACGAUGGGUCUUCUGUCCUAGAGUUAUCUAAUGAUACGGUCAAGGAUCAAACCUACUUCCUUUCUCAUCUCUCACAAGACCAGCUUAAACGGCUUCUUUUCCCUCUUGGAUGUAUCUCAAAGGAUGAAGUUCGUAGGCUUGCUACAAAAAUGGAUCUUCCUAACAAAGAAAGGAAGGAUUCACAAGGAAUCUGUUUCCUGGGGAAGAUAAAGUUCAGUGAGUUUGUUGCAAAACAUAUUGGGGAGAUGGAAGGUAUCCUACUGGAAGCAGAGACGGGAGAUUUUCUUGGGAAACACCAGGGUUUUUGGUUCUAUACAAUUGGUCAGCGCCAAGGUCUACGUCUUCCUGGAGGACCCUGGUAUGUGGUUGAAAAGGAUGUUAAAAACAAUGUAGUCUUUGUGUCGAGAAACUACUUCUCAUUGGAUAAAAGGAGGCGUACCUUUCGUGUCGGAUCCCUGAAAUGGCUUAGUGGGUCACCUCCUGGCCGACUUGAUCAACUUCAGUGCAAGGUUAGACAUGGUCCCAGCUUUUACAAUUGCACUAUAAAGAUAGAACCAGGUGAUGAUGGCCAGGGAGAUGUUGGUGUUGUUCAAUUAUCUGAAGACGAUCAGGGCUUGGCUGCUGGGCAAUAUGCAGCCUUCUACCAGAAAAGGACAUGCAUAGGUUCAGGUGUGAUUUUGGAAUCUUGGGAUGAUCAGAGCUUCCCCCUUUGUGCAAGGGCUCUGGAAAUCGCAUUAAUGGAAGAUAAGUCAAAACUUGGGCCGCCGGUUAAGAUUAAAGUAAAGCCAGAACCUUCUCAAAGGGGUACCGACAGUGCAGGCAGCAUUGAUCUGCUUGGAGGAAAAUCUGGGUGGUACCGGAAUAUUCCUGAUGAUGUGACUGAGAGCCAGAGACAGACGCCUAAAGGUAUGACCUCAAGCUUAGAUUUGAAUUGGCUUCAGAAACUCAAAGAGAAACUGUUGCAGAUAUUUUAGUC
This is a messenger RNA of Magnolia sinica, 1765 nucleotides long. RefSeq lists its product as uncharacterized. Lineage: Eukaryota; Viridiplantae; Streptophyta; Magnoliopsida; Magnoliales; Magnoliaceae. Gene Ontology annotation, molecular function: sulfurtransferase activity. Gene Ontology annotation, biological process: tRNA processing. The transcript is spliced from 10 exons. Bases 135 to 1763 code for a protein of 542 amino acids. The record is from RefSeq and is a predicted model, not a curated record.